AUGGCCCUGAACUGCGCUCUUGCAGCAAGUCCUAGCGAGGAGCGGUUGAUGCGAGAGCUUCGGGAAGAGAACGAGAAGCUCAAGAAGAUUUUCCAAGACAUGGCAGGCCUUAUGUUGUUUGAGGUCAACCUCAAUGAGGUGCGGGGCCGAGUGGGAGGCGAGGACUCCGAUAGCGACUCGGAUUCGGACAGUGAUUCCGACAGCGAUGACAGCGAAGGGUCGGCAGAAGACGUAGCACAGGCGGAGGAGUCGCCGCCUAACAUCGAGCUUGGGGAAGGCGUUGCCAGGAACCAUGCCGUUGUCUUUACCGAAGGGGACAAGUGCAUCCUGUUCCCCUCUUGCGAGCGCGGUGCCACGGACACUUUUGUCAAUGGCAGGAGCCUCCAAGACGUACUGAGUGAUCUAGGUGUGGAGGAGGAGGCUCAGAUCUGCAGGCAGAGCGAGAAGCCCCAGGUCUCGGGCUACGAGCUCCAGCACGGCGACCGCAUCAUCUUCGGCAGGCACUACUUUGUCUUUGUGAUACCCAGCGAGAUGUCACCGGAUCUAUACAUCGCCAGCGGAAAGGUGGACUAUGCGGAGGCCCGGAAUGAGUGGCAGGUCGAGCAACGCUCGACGAUGCAGCGUCGCUUCAGUGGCAUCCACGCGUCGAUUUUUGGAGGAAGCUUGAUGCCCGGAAUGGGCAGUUCGGGAGCUGCCCUUCAGCUUGCGGAGAAGGACGAUGUCAUUGAGGCGCAGAAGGCGGAGAUCAGCGAGCUGAAGCAGCAGCUGGCUGCAGCCAAGGCUGAGGUUCUCCAGCUUCGGCAGCUGGCAGGAAACACCCUCGCGUCUUCGACCAUCGCGCAGAUCUUGACGAAAGACUACCACAUCCAGGAAGUCCAGGCGGGCGACGCCAAGACCGAUCGGAUCUCGACAUCGAUCAAGAAGACCUUUACCGAGUCCAUCGACAAGAUGAUGGCUGUGGAGGCGCUGCUUGCACGCAAGUCGCGACGCCCCGUUGCCCAACAAGGUGACGCUGUGACGAAGACCCCGUCAAUCCUAAGGCGCAUGGGCUCCGACUCUCUGCGGAAAGGGCUGCGGGUGAGUCUCGGAUCCAACGCGGAAUCUGAAGCAGCCUGA
Symbiodinium sp. CCMP2592 is the source of this 1116-nucleotide messenger RNA. The record is from the annotation of a GenBank genome assembly. NCBI's taxonomy places the organism in Eukaryota, Dinophyceae, Suessiales, Symbiodiniaceae.